Messenger RNA from Daphnia carinata, 1269 nucleotides. RefSeq names its product arginyl-tRNA--protein transferase 1-like (gene Ate1). NCBI's taxonomy places the organism in Eukaryota, Metazoa, Arthropoda, Branchiopoda, Diplostraca, Daphniidae. Gene Ontology annotation, biological process: protein arginylation. The coding region runs from base 82 to 1260 and encodes 392 amino acids. The record is from RefSeq and is a predicted model, not a curated record. Gene Ontology annotation, molecular function: arginyl-tRNA--protein transferase activity. The transcript is spliced from 8 exons. Gene Ontology annotation, cellular component: cytoplasm.
UAAACACAUCUGCUGCAGACGGCAACACAUAUAUGGAAGUGUUGACAUUUAUAAACAACAGAGUUCAGUGGAAAAACGAUAAUGAAUAAUAAGGCAAAUUUGUCUAUUGUUGAAUAUUUUGGAAGUGACAAGGGGCACAAAUGUGGUUAUUGCAAAGGCUCCAAGUCAAAUCUUAGUCAUGGAAUGUGGGCUCAUACCAUGAAUGUUGUAGACUAUGAAAAUCUUAUUAAUCGUGGUUGGAGAAGGAGUGGGCAUUAUUGCUAUAAACCUAUAAUGAAAUUGACAUGUUGCCCACAGUAUACCAUACGCUGCAAUGCCAACAAUUUUCAAAUGAGUCAUUCUCACAAAAAAAUUUUGAAAAAGAUGCGGAAUUUUCUUUCAAAAGAUGCCAAUUCAGCAUUUGCAACAGAUUCUUCUUCUAAAGCUCCCAUAGGAACACCAGGUUCAGUUGGAACCAGGACUCUUCCAAAGACUUUGGAAGACUACUUAGAAGAAGAACAUCAUAAUCCUUUUAAAAAGUUAGAAAUUAAACUUGUAGAUCCAACUUCUUCUGAAUUUAAGAAAACCCUGUCAUCAGCUUACAAAUUGUAUGUAAAGUAUCAAGUUCAUGUCCACGAUGAUAAAGUGGAGGAUUUAUCUAUUGAGCAAUUUAAGCGCUUCUUGGUGAAGUCACCCUUACAGAAAUCCUCCACAAAAAAUGGGCCUUAUACUGGAUAUGGUAGCUUCCAUCAGCAAUACUGGAUAGAUGGCAAUUUGGUGGCCGUCGGAGUGGUAGAUAUUCUCCCAACAUGUUUGUCAUCCGUGUACUUUUUUUAUGAUCCAGAUUAUAACCACCUUUCAUUGGGGACGUACGGAUCUUUGAGAGAAAUAGCAUUCAGUCGGCAACUAGGUCUUAGUGACCCAAAUUUCUGUUGGUAUUACCUGGGUUUCUAUAUCCAUUCCUGCCCUAAGAUGGUCUAUAAGGGCCAAUACAAACCAUCCUUUCUCUUGUGUCCUGAAACCUACACGUUUCAACCAUUCGAAGAAGCUGUAAUUAAGCUUAAUCGCAACAAGUAUUCAGUUUUAUGGGAGAAGACUAGCGAUGUGUACGAAGACGAGUCAGUAUCAAAGGUUGGAAUUCUUUACCGACGACAAGCUACGACGUUUGACGUGUAUAGUUCAUGCCAAAAGGUGGAAGAAGAAGAGGUAAAAGAAGUUGAAGAGUAUGCAAUGCUUGUCGGAAGAAGUUCUUCAAACCGAAUGCUUUUAUAUCGCUCAUAAAAUACACGA